AUGAAUACAAUUAUUGGUUCCGAAGAGAAACUAGUGUUCAAUGAAUUGACACAAGAAUUGAAUGCAUUUCACGUCAAACCAUAUGAUAAUUGUGUGAAUGAAUUGAUUGAAACAAACCACGACCUCAACAGUGAAGCCAAUGCUUACCGAUUAAGGCAUCGAAAAGCUGUGGAUCAAAGUGUCGACCAUUUAAGUGAUGAUAACGAGGACUCGGAUGAGAAAGACGUGAAACACAAAUACACUAUAGGUUUGGAGUCAAAGAAAAGUAAAAUUAGUAAACCAUUGAAGAAUAGUCUUAACAGUGAUUACAAUGAAUGUAAGGCUAAAAUCAAACCUAAUUCUGGCCUCAAAUCACGGAAAGAAUAUAAUUGCGAUUACAAUGACUGCGACUAUAAAUGCCGAACAAAGACUGAGUUAAAGAUUCACUCGAAGAGCCAUAAAAUAUCGGUACAAAAGGUUAAGAAGAAAUAUAAGGCGAAAAAACACUACGAUAUGGCUUCGGAUUCAUAUAUAUGUCCGCACAUUGAGUGUCAACGGCCUUACCAUAAGUACAACGGUCUGCGAAAGCAUUUGGCGGCCUUUCACUCACCCAAACGGCACUUCUGUUCGGACGACAACUGCCGCAAAGGCUUUCACACAAUGACUCAAUUAAGACAACACCUGAUGAUACACCAAAAUGUUAAGCCAUAUAUGUGUGAAGUGAAUGGCUGUACGUAUAGAUGCGUACAAAAGUCUAAUUUGGCCGCACAUAUGGUCACGCAUUCAAGUGAACGCAACUUUGUCUGUCCGGUGGCGGAGUGUCUGAAGCGGUUCUCGUCGGCGAAUAACCUGCAGAAGCAUUCAUUAGUGCACAGCAAUCGAUGUACACUCAAGUGUACGGUCGACGGCUGUAAUGAAAUGUUUCAAACAGACUUUCAACGCAUUAAACAUCGCAUAAAUGAGCAUAACUUUAAGCCAUACAAAUGGAAUGGCGUGAAGAAGAGGACCAAGGUGCAAUGCGAAUGGCCCGGAUGUGACUAUAUGGCAGUCAUGCAUCAAGUGAAGCUGCAUAAACUGACGCACACCGGCGAAAAGCCCUUUGCCUGCGAUUGGCCCGAAUGUGACAAACGAUUUGCAUUGCAUAAGUCGCUCACCGAUCACAAGAAUGUUCAUUAUAACCUCAAACCCUAUACCUGUCAUUGGCCCGGAUGUCAGUACAGGUGCUCUAAUAGUGGUAAUUUGAAUUGUCACCGAUUGGAAGCGAUGGCCGCCAAACGUAUCGCCAAUUCAUCCAUCGAUUGGACAAAGUUUUCCCAAAUUGUGCCCAAAUCUGAGCGACAGAUGUAUAACGCGUUCAAAGCCAAGUCCGACGGUUACCUCCGAAGAAUGCUCUCAUACCCGGAAACGGCGCCCAAAAUCGAUUGGUCGUACUAUCGGACGAAUAUCACCGCCAAAGGCAUUGUGGAUCAGUUGGAGAGCUCUUACAAGGCGUUGAACAUCGUUUACCCGAAGGACAACAUCUCUGACCAAAUCGCCGCACAGGAGGCCGAGAACGAGAAGGAGGUCGAGCUCUUCGUCAAAGACUCGAAGCAAAUCCAAAACGAGGCCAAGAAAUUGUUGGAGAAAUUCAAUUUAAUGCUUCCGGUGGUGGACAUGAGUGAGGAGGAGUUCGCGUUGACUUUCCCCGAGUGGUCGGUGCGCCAGACGCGAGAGCCCUCGUGGUGGCCGCACGACGAGACCACUCCCGGCCUGACCACAGCCGAGAGGGAAGCGCUCAGGAAACCCGAUGGCCCGCCCUAUUCUAUCUAAACCAUUGGAUCCAAUCUUUGAGACCAUUGUUUUGGUUAUGAAUUGAGAAUUUCGUUCACAGAUUAGGCGUUAAUUGAAUUAUAAUUUAGUGUUUAAUAAAAAUUAGUUUUAAAUUAUAAAUUAAAUA
Medioppia subpectinata is the source of this 1915-nucleotide messenger RNA. The record is from the annotation of a GenBank genome assembly. Lineage: Eukaryota; Metazoa; Arthropoda; Arachnida; Sarcoptiformes; Oppiidae.